This is a messenger RNA of Cynara cardunculus var. scolymus (artichoke), 1240 nucleotides long. RefSeq names its product GDSL esterase/lipase At4g26790. The transcript has 3 exons. The record is from RefSeq and is a predicted model, not a curated record. NCBI's taxonomy places the organism in Eukaryota, Viridiplantae, Streptophyta, Magnoliopsida, Asterales, Asteraceae. The coding region runs from base 22 to 1068 and encodes 348 amino acids. Gene Ontology annotation, molecular function: hydrolase activity, acting on ester bonds.
UCUUCCCUCACAAUCCUAGAAAUGGAGUUUUUAGUUGUUUUCACUUUGCUCUUCAUGCAAAUCUACACAAUCGGAGCCAACAUCCCGGCGGUGAUUGUGUUCGGUGACUCCUCUGUAGAUGCUGGAAACAACAACCAAAUCCGAACGGUUUUGAAGAGCAAUUUCAAGCCUUACGGUCGUGAUUUUUUCGGUGGAAAAGCUACCGGAAGAUUCUCCAAUGGACGCGUUCCGCCUGAUUUUAUAUCGGAGUCGUUUGGUUUGCGACCGUAUGUACCGGCUUAUUUGGAUCUGGCGUAUAACAUAUCGGAUUUUGCUACUGGCGUUUGUUUUGCGUCUGCUGGUACAGGUUACGACAAUGCGACAUCUGCUGUGCUUUCAGUGAUACCUCUAUGGAAGGAGGUGGAAUACUAUAAGGACUACCAAAGGAAACUAAGAGGCUAUUUGGGUGAUCAAAAGGCCAAUACCAUUCUAUCUGAAGCAGUUUACCUUAUAAGCAUGGGCACCAAUGAUUUCCUUGAGAACUACUACACACUUCCCAACAGAAAAUCUCAAUACAAUGUUAACCAAUACCAAGAUUAUCUUAGAGUCAUCGCCGAAAGCUUCAUCAAGGAGCUCUACAGCCUUGGUGCACGUAAGAUUUCCCUCGGAGGUCUUCCUCCGAUGGGUUGUUUGCCACUAGAGCGAACAACCAGUUUCAUAAAUGGAAAAGGAGAUACAUGCAACGAUGAAUAUAACAAGGUGGCAUUGGCUUUCAAUGGGAAGUUAUACGGUAUGGUGAAGAGGUUGAAUGGCGAGCUUUCGGGGAGCCAAAUCGUCUUCUCUAAUCCGUAUGCCAUUUUCCAGCAAAUUGUCCGGAAACCUUCCAGUUUCGGAUUCGAGACGGCAGCAAUAGCGUGUUGUUCAACAGGACUAUUCGAGAUGGGAUAUAUGUGUGAUCAAUAUAAUCCGUUCACCUGCUCCGAUGCCAAUAGAUACGUUUUCUGGGAUUCUUUCCAUCCUUCUGAAAAAACCAAUCGUAUCAUAUCUGAUCACUUGUUCAAAACCGUUCUUUCUAAAUUUUUACCCUAAGUUUGGGUUUUAAUUAAAUUAAUAAAGCCAAAAAGGGUAAAUUUGGAAAACAUGGGCGUGGUAUGUUAUAUUUUAUAUAUAUACUUGUUAUAUUUAUAAUGUCAUGUAUUAUGUACAAAGAGAAUGUAUGUCGUUGAUUUCGAAUCUUGGGUGAAUUGUUUCUUACGGUUUA